AUGGGAGGUGCCCUGAAAUGGGGAGAUGAAGAGGAGGACCUUUGCUCAGCUUCCUUUCUCCUUUCCGUGCGGCUUCAGGAACCUUCCUCAAGAUGUACCUCUAUUGGACUAGUUAACCUUAACAGGAAAAUAUUGUGGAACGAUGAAUUAGAGCAGCAUGAAUCUGGAGGGGCUCUGUUUGAAAAAAGCUUCACUGAAGUCGGAAGAAAACACACAGAAAUUCAGGUCUUAAAAGAGGAAACUUCUAGAAGAAGAGAUAUUCCUCUAAACAAAGCCCAAGAAACUAAUAAUAAGCCUCUUCCAUCUCAGAAGCCACCACCAUCAGAUUCCGAUGAUUUCAACUUAGAAGAUGCUCUUCAGCCUCAUGACCCCACACCAGUUCUGCCUGCAAAUCCUAGAGACUCAGAUAACCCCAAGCAAGGUCCACCUGCACAUCCUAAAGAUGCUGGCAAACUUGAUGAUUCGGAUCUAUAUGAUGGCAGUUUACCAAAAGGCGAUGGUAGUGGCAGCAAUGAACGAAAGGGACCAAGUCCAAAUAAUGAAGAAGCUUCUCAGGGAGCAAUAGCUGGAAUUGUAAGUGCUGUGGUUGCUACUGUAAUUGGAGCAGUAUCUAGUUUCAUUGCUUACCAAAAGAAGAAACUCUGUUUCAAACAAAACGCAGAUGAAGAGAAUGUGAAUAUGGAAAGCCAUCGGGGAGCACAAUCUGAGCCACCUGGUAAGAGAAGAAUCUAG
Nipponia nippon (crested ibis) is the source of this 732-nucleotide messenger RNA. The record is from RefSeq and is a predicted model, not a curated record. NCBI's taxonomy places the organism in Eukaryota, Metazoa, Chordata, Aves, Pelecaniformes, Threskiornithidae.